Messenger RNA from Akanthomyces muscarius, 1626 nucleotides. RefSeq lists its product as uncharacterized. Bases 1 to 1626 code for a protein of 541 amino acids. The transcript is spliced from 6 exons. The record is from RefSeq and is a predicted model, not a curated record. Gene Ontology annotation, molecular function: zinc ion binding; DNA-binding transcription factor activity, RNA polymerase II-specific. Gene Ontology annotation, biological process: regulation of DNA-templated transcription. NCBI's taxonomy places the organism in Eukaryota, Fungi, Ascomycota, Sordariomycetes, Hypocreales, Cordycipitaceae.
AUGCCGCGCGUCAUCCAGGCAGAGGAGAGGAAAAAGAGGUGGGCGGCGAAAGUUCGCACCGGAUGUCUUACCUGCAGGGGUGAGUCAGUCACCACCCAUGGUGCUGUUCCACGGCGAGUAAAAUGUGAUGAGACGCGGCCAAACUGCGACAAAUGCACAGGAGCAGGGAAAACAUGCCGCUAUCACAACGAGACGGCCUCGGGAUAUAGAUUUCGCAACAUCUUGCCAAGGUCCACGGCGGCGGUUGUGCCUCUGCCGCUCGCCCCCGAAGAGUCGCCGUAUGCACGCUGUUCCGGCCCCGGAAACGAAAGCCGCUACCUCCAGUUCUUCAUGGAAAAAACGAUUCCCGACUUCCUCCUCAUGUUUCCCGAGUCCACCUGGCGGACGCGAGUGCUGCAGGUGGCACACACGGAGCCGAGCAUUCGCCACGCCCUCAUCUCGCUCGCGUCGUCCCAUGAGUGGCGCCUGGACGCCGGCAACAGAAGGAGCCCGAAUCGGGAGAGCGACUUGUCCUCGCGCCACUACAGCCUCGCACUGAGUUGUCUACAAAGUGAUCUGACAGUGCGGCAGCAGCACAGGCGGCAGUCCCUUCACAUCAACGUGUGCUCCUGUCUGCUGUUUAUGUGUAGAGAGGGUUUGUACGGCCGAAGAGCAUCAUCGAUGCGUCUCUUUCACUGCGGUCGAAAAAUGAUCAGAGAAUAUAGAUCCAACAAGGAGGCGCUGAACAACGGCGACGCGAGCAUCGAAGCCGACAUCGAACCCAUGAUCUCGUCACUUGAAGACAUAUUUCGCCGCGUAGAAGUUCAAUUGUCCAAUAUUAUUGGCGGCCUUGAUCCCGAGUUCUUGUUUGGCCAUGAUGGCGCCUUCGAGCCCCGAUGCGUGCCCAUUGACGGUCCAUUUUCGUCUCUCGAGGACGCGCAGGACGCCAUCCUGCACGCCCACGCGUGCAUCACCGCGGACGUGCUUCGAGGGCAGGUAGCCAACCACGUGCACAAUGCGCACGUUGGCUCCUGGUCCCGUUCAUUCGAGGCCCUACUGUCGCGCCCCCAAAACUCACCGGACAAGCGCACCUUUGAGAGGACAGUUGCUGUGCUGGAGCUUAUGAAGCGCCAUAUUGGCGUGGUCAUGCUGGGCUGGGAAACACAAGAGGAAGGCUAUACUGAAAUGGUGAUGCUCGCUAAACGUGCGCUUGGGCUUGAGACGGUGGCGGGCAGAGUCCCCGACGGAGCCAGCAAGAGCGACAAAGCUCACGACAAUGACAGAGAAGAAGACGAGAGGAGACAGUAUUGCCAAGCAACAGAUCCUGACUUUGACUUUAUUGUUGGUAUUGUGCCGGCCCUCUUUGCUAUUUUCAUGAGAUGCUCAAACAGUCUGCGACGAGAAGUCGCUGACAUAUUCCAUCGCGUUCGACUGGCCGAGGGCAUUUGGUGUGCCAAGAUUGUAGGCAGAGUUCUCGACAGAAUAUUGGAGCUGGAGAAAGACUCCAACGCAAGCGAGGAGCCCGGCUCUUUCGCUGGGGGUAGAAUAGAGCAGGCCAAGAUUCACUUUGAGGAUGGUAGCGGCGAGGAUGCAGUCGUUGAGUAUAGCUCGGCACAGGCGACAUUGUUUGAAGCUAUGAUUGCAUAG